CUGAAUAGAACAUGCUUCACAACUCUCUCUCUCCUUAUUUAAUUGUUCACUUAGUCUACUAUUGAUCUCCCACCAUGGGGAAUUGUCUUCCUCUGCCUUCUUCUUCUUCUGAUCUUUCCAUUAAGAGAAAGGCUUUAGCUAUUACAACAAUGUUCAAUCUACCAUCUCCAUUGCCAUCUUGGCCACCAGGUAAGGGAUUUGCUAGUGGAAGCAUAAAUCUAGGAGGGCUAGAAGUGUGUCAAGUCUCAACCUUCACCAAGGUUUGGGCCACCCUUGAGGGAGGACCGGACAACCUCGGCGCCACCUUUUUUGAACCUUCCUCGAUACCGGCCGGCUUCUUUAUGCUUGGCUGCUAUAGCCAACCCAAUAACAAGCCUCUUUUUGGGUGGGUUCUUGCCGGAAAAGACGACGGCAAGAAUGCCUUAAAGAUGCCGGUGGAUUAUACUCUUGUUUGGAGCAGUGAGUCUCUGAAAAUUAAGCAAGAUGGAAAUGGCUAUAUUUGGUUACCAACCCCACCUGAUGGUUAUAGAGCCUUGGGUCAUGUUCUCACAAGUUCACCGGAGAAGCCACCCCUCGACAAAAUCCGAUGUGUCCAUUCCGACCUUACCGAUCAAUGCGAGGUCGACACGUUGAUUUGGGGAGCAGAUAAGGAGAGCAGCUCAAAUGGAUUGCAGAUUGAUGUCUAUGGUUUAAGACCCACUACUAUAGGGACCCAAACUCAAGCUGUCCAUACAGGGACCUUUAUAGCUCAAGUUGGAGACGUGGCUUCUUCUUUACCUGUGGCUUGUUUAAGAAAUAGUGGUUCUAAUUUGUCAGCAAUGCCUAAUCUGAAACAAAUUGAGGCUCUAGUACAAGCAUAUUCUCCAUGGAUCUACUUCCAUCCUGAUGAGCCAUAUCUCCCUUCUUCAGUGAGCUGGUUCUUCAAUAAUGGAGCUUUGUUGUACAAGAAAGGUGAAGAAUCAAAGCCUGCUUUGAUUGAUUCAAAUGGGUCUAACCUUCCCCAAGGUGGUUCCAAUGAUGGAACCUAUUGGUUGGAUCUUCCUGUAGAUGGAGGAGCUAAAGAGAAGGUGAUGAAAGGAGAUUUACAAAGCAGUCAGGUUUACUUGCAUGUAAAGCCAAUGUUUGGUGCCACAUUCACUGAUAUAGCUAUAUGGGUUUUCUACCCAUUUAAUGGAGCUGCAAAGGCUAAGGUAGGACUGAUUAAUAUUUCAUUAGGUAAGAUAGGGGAACAUGUUGGAGAUUGGGAACAUGUUACACUCAGGAUUAGUAAUUUCACUGGUGAGCUUUCGAGAGUCUAUUUCGCAGAACACAGCAAAGGAACAUGGUUGGAUGCCUCCCAAGUAGAGUUUGAAGGUGGGAAUAAGGUUGUAACUUAUUCAUCCUUGCAUGGCCAUGCAUUCUAUUCGAAAGCCGGACUAGUUCUUCAAGGGAACACUAAACUUGGAAUUGGAAUAAGGAAUGACACCGCCAAGAGCAAAACCGUCAUGGAUACAGGAGUGAGGUCUGCUAUUGUCUCGGCCGAGUAUUUGGGUACUGUUGUCGAACCCCCAUGGCUGAACUAUGCUAGGGAAUGGGGUCCCAAGAUUAGCUACAACAUAGCUGAUGAGUUAAAGAAGGUGGAGAAAUUUCUACCUGGUAAACUGAAGACUGCAUUUGAGAAUGUCAUUCUGAGUCUCCCAGAUGAAGUGCUAGGGGAAGAAGGACCUACUGGCCCUAAGAUGAAGAAUAGUUGGAAUGGAGAUGAAGCUUGAUUUUCAGCUUCCUUGAACCUUAGUUAUUGUUCAUGUAGUUGUACCAUACCUUGGCUGAUGAACUUUGUCUGGAUUUGUAGCUUUUUUGUUUUGGGAGAUCUUAUGUACUUUCUACUAGAAAAGAAAAAGCAUAUAUAGUUGUACUAUCUAACAAAUGGUCCUUAAAUGUGAUGACAGUGACAUUGAGGUAUCUACAGUUGCAAUUCUGCAAGUCAUUACUUAACAAGGCGAAAUUCUUAUGAGGGCUGAAA
Molecule: messenger RNA, 2002 nt
Organism: Telopea speciosissima
Lineage: Eukaryota; Viridiplantae; Streptophyta; Magnoliopsida; Proteales; Proteaceae
Exons: 2
Coding region: 75-1751 (558 amino acids)
Source: RefSeq, a predicted model, not a curated record